This is a messenger RNA of Penicillium bovifimosum, 1317 nucleotides long. RefSeq names its product F-box protein. Gene Ontology annotation, molecular function: protein binding. Bases 1 to 1317 code for a protein of 438 amino acids. The transcript has 2 exons. The record is from RefSeq and is a predicted model, not a curated record. Lineage: Eukaryota; Fungi; Ascomycota; Eurotiomycetes; Eurotiales; Aspergillaceae.
AUGGUCAACCUUCAGGACCUCCCACUUGAGCUCCUGCAGGGCAUUCUGUCUUUCCUCGCCAACAACGAUGACAAUGCCAUAGACAAGAUUGACGAUCUAUACAAUAUCUGCCUAGUCUCGCGGAAAUUCCGUGAGUUCGCUCAACCUCUUCUCUUCCGCAACUUUACGGAUGAUGUGAAGACCGGUCACAACAAAACCAUCCGUUUCACCAAGGCAAUCUAUGAACGUCCUGACCUUGGAGAGCAUAUACACAUAAAGUUCUACAAAGGCAUCAUCAAGGACCUUCAAUUAGGCGAUGUGGAGAAAGAGUGGAUUUUGAGCAUGGAAAACAACGUACUUGGCGUCCUCAUAGCUUCGUUGGUCGCCAAAACGCCCAAUCUUCGUCACCUGCAGAUGCCGCGGGCAGACAGCCACUCCUACGCGGGGGCAUUCCCAUUUUUUUUAAGUCGACAUCCGUCAUUUUUGUCCAACCUCACGUCCUUAUCCAUUGAGCACGACGGCGCGGACACCGCGGUAAAUCUACCAUAUUACCAUCAGUUUCUGUCCCUUCCCAAGCUCAAAUCAGUGGUCAUUCAGGGCAGUAUGUUGUCCGAUAAGUCAUUCCCGUCUAGCUGGACGCCUGGAACAUUGUCGGCGGACGAAUUUUCCUUCCAAGAAUGCCAUUUUGUGCCAGGGGCCCUCAGAAAAUUUAUGCGGGCGUGCAUGUGCUUGAAAUCCUUCACGUACAUCAAAUUCGACGUGGAUCCAAACCAGCGAAUGUUCAACCACCUAUCCCAAGACCACCCUGAAUUCAACGCUGCGCAAGCCACCGAAGAGGCUCUUCAGCACAAGGAUACCCUCGAGGUCUUCUCCGUCGAGACAGCCACUCAUAAACGAUGCUCGUACGUGGACGUCGAGGAUACCCGCGUCAAGUAUGGCUCGUUUGCCGAUUUCUCCGUGCUCAAGACACUUGUCGUCUCUCAUGCCUAUCUUCCAGCACAUCCUCAAUUGCCGGCAACGCUAGAGAAACUACACAUCUCCAACUGUGAUUCUUCCAUCUGGGAGAUGGCCCGGAACAUCUCGACAGACUGCAAAAAGGGACUGUAUCCGCAGUUGACCGAGGUGAAAGUGUCCACACUGGAUUUCAUUGUGCCGCUUAAACUUCCGGGGCGACAAAUCCCAGAGGACCAAUCCCCACAGCAAUGUUUGCUGUCUCUCCAGGAUAUGUUCAAGGGAACAAAUGUGAAGUUCGAUAUCUGGUCAUACAGAUUGCCACCACCCUGGGAAGAAGACGAAGAAGACGAAGAAGACGAAGAAGACGAAGAAGACGAAUAUUAA